GGUGGGGCUAUUAUGUUGAUAUCGAGCCGGCUAACCAGGUGUCUGGCUGUUCCACCCACCACUACCCUUCAGGACAUCGCUUCAACCCACACCAAAGGUGUUGCAAAGGUUAUUCUAAAAAAGGGAAAAACACAGCUGUUUCGUGAUGGAAGCCCUAUGGUUUACAGCGGUGCAGUUGAUAGAAUCAUUGGUAGACCACCGCCAAAAACAGGUGACUCUGUGCUGGUGGCUGACGGGACAGAAAAACCAAUAGGCUGGGGUUUGUACAAUUCUUCCUCUAUGUUCUGUGUUAGGCUGAUGCAGCUUGAAGAGGAGGUAUCAGGAGAUCCUUCUUGUGCCCUGAAUGUGGAGAAGCUGCUUGAAACAAGAAUAGAGGCUGCCAUCAGAUUACGUAAGAAUUUGGGGCUUCCUUCUGCAGUUACAAAUGCAUAUCGACUAGUAAAUAGUGAAGGAGAUAGGUUGUCGGGUCUUAUAAUUGAUGUCUUUGGUGACUUAGCUGUGAUUGCCUCGUCAGCUGCAUGGGUUGAGAAGUACAAGGAGCACAUUAAGAAAUGCAUUAGUGAAAUUGCUGUGAUCAAGAGUAUAGUCUGGAGGCCAUCAACCGAGAUAUUGAAAGAAGAAGGGUUAGAUUUGGAUGAUCUUGUUCAAGAAGAGUUAUCGGGAUCUACUGAAAGGGUGAAGGUUGUGGAGAAUGGGAUAUCCUAUAUGAUAUCGUUGGAUGGACAAAAGACAGGAUUUUAUGCUGAUCAGCGUGAAAACCGUCAAUUCAUAUCUACUAUCUCAGAUGGUCAAAAAGUACUUGACAUGUGCUGCUAUACUGGUGGCUUUGCAUUAAAUGCAGCUUGCGGUCAUGCUUUGGAUGUCACUGGCGUUGAUUCAUCAGCUCCUGCUUUGGAACUAGCUAAACAUAAUGUUGUUCUUAACAAUCUAGAUCAAGCGAGGAUAUCAUUCUUGAAACAAGAUGCAACUGCUUUUAUGAAGAAUGCUGCUUCUAGAAAUGAAGUAUGGGACUUGGUAAUAUUAGAUCCCCCUAAGUUAGCACCUCGAAAGAAGGUUCUACAUAGUGCGAGUGGAAUGUAUAGAAACUUAAACUCACUGGCUAUGCGGUUAACAAAGCCGGGUGGGUUUCUGAUGACUUGCUCGUGUUCAGGAGCUAUGACCCAAAGUGGGCAGUUCUUACCUGUUCUUCAGGGUGCUGCUUCGAUGGCUGGUAGGAAGAUAACUGUAGUACGUCAAGGUGGUGCAGCUUGUGACCAUCCUAUUGACCCAUCUUAUCCGGAAGGAGCCUACCUUUCCAACAUUCUGUUGAGAGUAGGUUGAAAACUGAAUGUGUCAGCUGCAAUUUGGCAACACUAACUGUCUGAAUCACCCGAAAAAAGGAGAUCCCCCAAAUAGAGAGUCCUGCUACGAAUAUAGGACCAAUGCAUCACAUGUAUUGCAUUGAGGCAUGAAAUGAUUCUGUGCCAUUGUAUUGCUGGAAAACAUGUUAGGUUUGGGAUCUAGUAUGAAUAUGUGCUCAUUUUUCAUUGUCCUUGUGCACAUAUCACAUGAACUGAAGAAAAAACAUGAGAAGCGCAUGAGUGCUUCUCUUUUUUUCUAGUGAAGAAAUUUCAGGGUGCCUUACAAAA
Messenger RNA from Erigeron canadensis, 1628 nucleotides. Its product is annotated as ribosomal RNA large subunit methyltransferase I. The transcript is spliced from 8 exons. Gene Ontology annotation, molecular function: RNA binding; methyltransferase activity. Bases 13 to 1320 code for a protein of 435 amino acids. Lineage: Eukaryota; Viridiplantae; Streptophyta; Magnoliopsida; Asterales; Asteraceae. The record is from RefSeq and is a predicted model, not a curated record.